Molecule: messenger RNA, 937 nt
Organism: Hymenoscyphus albidus
Lineage: Eukaryota; Fungi; Ascomycota; Leotiomycetes; Helotiales; Helotiaceae
Source: the annotation of a GenBank genome assembly
UCAUCAACCAACAUCUUCUUCAAGCAUCCUCCUCAAGCUUCUUCAAACCUCUUCAUCAAACAUCCUCCUCCAAGCUUCCUCGAGCAUCUUCCUUCUUCAAGAGUCCUCAUCAAGCAUCCUCCUUCCACCUCUUUAGGCUCUUCAUCCUCAUCAACAUGACUUCUCCACUGUUCCGCACACCUCCAUCUCCAAACAUCCUUUCGGGACACACAACUCCGGUCCUCCGCUCAUCCACACCUUGAGUACUCAUGACGGAACAGUCCAACUUGAAAAUCUCUCUCCAACUCGUGGGUAUACCUCAUUCCUUCCCCUCCCCACAACUUUGGUGAAUUUAACUGACCACACUCACACACAGCACACAACCCACAUACAGGCAUCCAUCACAACAAGAGUGUCCGAUCGGCGUUCCGUCGCGUCCACUCAUGGUUGACCAUCUCAAGAGUGAAGAGUAUCCGAUCGGAUUUCCUCCGCGUCUACUCUCAUGGGCACCACCUCAGCGUCCGAUCGGCGUUCCAUCGCGUCUGCUCUCACGGUCAACCAUUUCGUGAGCAAAGAGUAUCCGAUCGGCGUUCCGUCGCGUCUACUCUUAUGGCCAACGACCUCAGGGUCCGAUCGGAGUUCCUUCGCGUCCCCUUUGAUGAGCAACCAGCUCACGAGAGAGUGUGUCCGAUCGGCGAUCCGUCGCGUCCACUCUCUCCGAUGGUGUCUCUUUCCCCUCGGGGAAAUCCUGCCUCGCGUCUUCGAUGGUAAGUAUCCCUUCACUCUUCACCCUUCCCCACAACACACACUGACCUCUUCUAGUUCACAUCACAGGUUCUGCUUGGCAUCAUGGUUGGCUAUGUUUGGAAUGGAUCGGGGAAUUGGAUCAGGGUUGAAGGUGCUCAUGGUACAUUGGAAUCAUUGGUGGAUCAUUGGUGGAACAUGGAAACAUUGGUGA